Molecule: messenger RNA, 2107 nt
Organism: Mytilinidion resinicola
Lineage: Eukaryota; Fungi; Ascomycota; Dothideomycetes; Mytilinidiales; Mytilinidiaceae
Exons: 5
Coding region: 61-1704 (547 amino acids)
Source: RefSeq, a predicted model, not a curated record
GCCGUGAGGGGCUACAUCGAGGAGUACUCCUUCAAGCAGAAGAGGCCAUUGGAGCAAGUCAUGGCUUUGAUGCAGAGGAAGCAUUCGUUCGGAGCAUCGAAGAGAGCAUAUCGACUGAAAAUCAAAGAAUGGGGUUUGAUGAGGCAUAAACCACAUAGACCUCGACAAGGGAGCCCGCCAGCUCGGAGGAGCGUGACGAACGAUGGAUCUGUGUCCGAUACCACAUUAGUGGGCGAUCCUGUCAGCGGUAACGAGAAGCACGUUGACUCGAACCUUUCUACCGCCCUUCGACCUGACGAAGAACGUUCUAAACAAAUCAUCUUGAACGCCAUAUGCAAUGGCAAUGAAUUUGAGGUCGAGACCCAGCUCCGAAAGCCCGAAAGUAUGGCAUGCUUGAACCACCCACUAGGAGUCGGAUUGGAGUCGAGAGAUACGCACUGCUCCAUUGGUUGGGGCUGGGCACCAAAGCCUCUAAAUAUCUUACCCGACGGUUGUGUGCUUCUCCAGCCUAACUCCCAGACCCUUCUUGACGUGGCAUCUGCCCUUCCAAAUACAGCUGUCGUACAAAAGUUGUUGCAAGCUGGAGCGAUAUCUUCUGUCCACAGCCAAGGUACCCAAGUAUCUAUGUCUAAUGCCAUCAGGAAUGGACGGGUCGAAAAUGUGAGAGCACUAUUGGAAAGCGGAGUUUGCAAGGCUUCUGGACUGCGUCAAUGUACUUGGGUACCCCUCCGACAAGCGGCGUUCUGGCUCUACCCUUCUAUCAUCCAGUUACUCUUCGAUCACGAUCCCUUGUGGAGCAGCCAUCUCAGCCCUGUCGAAUACUCGGUCCUCCAAUCGUUUAUCACCAGCGGUGCUGACAUCCACUCCCGUUUCACCGCAUUCUCUUGCACUAGCCCCUCUAGCGAAACAUUCUCCCACCAGCUUCUCUACCACGCACCGUCCCACUUAACCCGCCUCCUAAUUGAUCACACCAACGUCCGCCUGGGUGGAAAUGGCUGCCACAUUCUCCAUGAGUUAGCUGGUGGAUCAUGCCCGAACGGAAAAGGCCAUCCCGCCGAAACGUUGCGGGACAUCGAAGUGCUGCUCAAACGCGGAGCAGACCCUAAUUGUCUCGACAAAAAAGGUCGCACUGCUCUAACAGCCUGCCUGGGCCUAUGCCCAUCCAUUGACGUUUUCGAUCGUGUGCAGUUGCUCCUCCGAGGUGGCGCAGACCCUGAAGAGCGAGACGCUAAACAUUUCGACCCGGUCCUAAUGGCCAUCAAGGGCUUCCAGGACCCUUUGCGUUUCCGCCUUACGGAGACGCUGCUCUAUAGCUACCCUACAACCACAGGGCCCUUACGCGGAGAGCACAGGUUUCCUGUGGUGAACUUGCCACUGCACCUUUGUUCAAACAUGCGAGACGUAAUCAAUAGAGCAACGUUCAGCGUAGCAACGACGCGAAUUCUGGAUGCGGCGGUGAAACAGCAGACUAGAGGUGGUGUUUUGCGAAGCGACGAUAUUCUGAGAGUGAUUCGGAUGCGCGAAGAUGCAGGACUGCCAAAAUAUGAGUUCGAUCAAGCGUUUGUCCUGGAACUACUGUCGGCUACGAUACCUGCACCGUUGGCGCCUUCGGUCGGGAUAUACACGCAAGCACUCGAUGUUGUUCCGAUUGGUGUUACGGCUGCAGGGCACUCUUGGGCUUUCGGACAGAUGACGAUUCGAUGAAGCAGUGCCUUCGAGGAGACGACGAAUAUACUUAGCCUCUGAGAACGGGAAACAGUUUGCCAACGAGAGCCACGAGGUUGGUGACUUGAUGCAGAUGCCGGCUACGAAUAAAUUCCUAUGCAAACCGAGUCCCGCAGAAAAUUCUACGAUUCCCUGGAUAAACACAACCUACAUCACUUAACUCAAACUCUCGAUCCUAGUGUCUGCAAAAGCGACAGGGAUACGAGCCCUGUCAGGCUUCAUGAGCAUAAAGCGGCAGUAACGUGUUCUACAUGCAUGUGGUGGUUACAAGCGAGUGGUGGCGCUUAAUUUUUGGUGCGAUUUGGACGUUUUGACACCCUAGCAAUCUCAACAACUAUAAAGUAUUAAAUAAGAUUAUAUGAAUGCAUAUAGUAUUUAGCUC